This is a messenger RNA of Candidula unifasciata, 356 nucleotides long. The record is from the annotation of a GenBank genome assembly. Lineage: Eukaryota; Metazoa; Mollusca; Gastropoda; Stylommatophora; Geomitridae.
GCAAAGAAGUGUUCGUCUGUGAGACAGCCGUGUCCAGUUUCCAGUCUAUCCUAGACAUUUUGGGUGGACAGGCAGAGAAAAGACGUGCGGCAGAGCUGUUGGAACGUGUCCGUGUGGUUCAGGAUCAACCGUCUCAGCGAGCUUUAGCCCUGGACUGCCAAGGGCGUGUCAAAGAAAGAUCCAAGGUGAUAUUUGGUACUGGCGACUGCCUACAAGCUGUCACAGUGACUUCCAACAUGGGAUUUGUGAGAGCAGCAAGAAGUCAGGGUGUGGUGUUUUCUGUCUACCUGCAUGCAGCCAGAGCUCUGACUGAGGAAAAAGAAAGGCUUGCAGUACCAGUUGUGAAAGAAUUGUAG